This is a messenger RNA of Eucalyptus grandis, 952 nucleotides long. Its product is annotated as ethylene-response factor C3. The transcript has a single exon. The record is from RefSeq and is a predicted model, not a curated record. NCBI's taxonomy places the organism in Eukaryota, Viridiplantae, Streptophyta, Magnoliopsida, Myrtales, Myrtaceae. Gene Ontology annotation, molecular function: DNA binding; DNA-binding transcription factor activity. The annotation marks the transcript as partial. Gene Ontology annotation, biological process: regulation of DNA-templated transcription; ethylene-activated signaling pathway.
CGGUACUUACUUCGCCCGCCGUCGCUUCCUUUCAACGAGAACGACUCCGAAGAAAUGCUCCUCUACGGAGUCCUGGCCACGGCAAGGGACUACUCCUUGGACACCAUCUCUUCCUCGCACGUCGCUAGAGACCACGAGGAAGUGAACUCGAGGUCGGGAGACGUCGUCCACCUGGACGGCAACGAAGGCGAGCCCGCCAGGGAGGCCUCGUACCGGGGGGUGCGGCGCAGGCCGUGGGGGAAGUACGCGGCGGAGAUAAGGGACUCGACGAGGAACGGGGUCCGGGUCUGGCUCGGGACGUUCGACACGGCCGAGGAGGCCGCCCUGGCCUACGACCAGGCCGCGAUCGCGAUGCGGGGCCCGCUGGCCGUGCUCAACUUCCCUCCGGAGGUGGCCUACAGGUCCCUCCAAGAAUUGGCGGGUCAGGACAACGGCAUUCUGGGGCUUCAGGAGGGCGCCGGCUCGCCGGUCCUCGCCCUCAAAAAGAGGCACUCCAUGAAGAGGAAGUCCGAGAUGAAGAAGAAGAAGGAGAAGGAGCAGAUGCUGAAGAAUGUGGUGGUGCUGGAGGAUCUCGGAGCUGCCUACUUGGAGGAGCUCCUCAAAGUAUCUGAAGACCCUAGCCCUUGGUGAUCCAAGACUUUUUUUUUUACUUUAACUUGCAAGAAUCUACCCAAGGAUUUCUGCCGAGGAGGAGUUGUUUCUUAUAUUUCAAAUCUCUCUUCUUCAUCUAGUAAGCUUAGAUUGUGCAAUCUGGGUUCUUCUCUGGAUAAAUUGAGAUUGGAACUCAUGAUUGAGAUAGUGGAGGGUACCCAAGUGGUGAUCUACUAUUUUCGUCGGUCCUACGAUUCUUUUGUCAACAAAGACAGGGGGGGGCGACACCUUUUUCUUUUUGUCUUUGCACGGUAUUUGUGGAUGGUUAUGAUAAUACAGGUUGCUGCACAUUGAUUCUGAC